AAGAGAAGCCCUUUUGCAAUAGACAAAACCACAGAGUUGGCUCUGCAAGAUACAUUUAGGUCACACUGCAUGUGCAUGGAGAGAGAUGAGCUAGAAGGCUGCUCUGCAUGAGCAACUUCCGUACCAGAGAUCAUAACUUGUUGAAUGUUUUGAAGUGGGACUGUUUUUUUAUUAUGUCCACCACCAAGGUGACAUCAAACCAACAAACAAACUCCCCGGGAGCACCUUCACUCAGGGCUUUCUGAGUGGUCGUCUGACUGACUGUGUAGAGUAUGAACAACCACAGUUCUGGAUCGUACCACCCUCCGGCUGAACCAUUGGUGAUGCCUGUUCUGGUGGUAAUUAUCUUCGUGACGGUUGCUGGCAACCUACUGGUCAUCCUCACCAUCGCCCGCACCCUCCACCUCCAGACCACCACCAACAUCUUUGUCAUCUCCCUGGCCUGUGCUGACCUUAUCAUGGGCUGCCUGGUGCAGCCUCUGGGGGCCUCCCUAGUGGUGACGGGGGACUGGCUCCUUAGCGGCACAGCCUGUGAGCUCUGGACAUCCAUUGAUGUCCUCUGUGUGACAGCCAGCAUUGAGACGCUGUGCACCAUCGCUGUGGAUCGCUAUAUCGCCAUCACACGGCCUCUCAGGUACCAGUCUCUGCUUGGGAAACGUCAGGCGUGGCUCAUGGUGUGUGUGGUGUGGGGUGUGGCAGCCCUCAUCUCUAUAGUCCCAAUCAUGAGCCAGUCGUGGCGUGCUCAUAACGACACCGGGAGCAUGCAGUGCUACGAGGAGCCACACUGCUGUGACUUCAUCACCAACAUGCCCUACGCCAUCGUGUCCUCUGUUGUGUCCUUCUACGUCCCCCUGCUGAUCAUGAUCUUCAUCUACAGCAGAGUCUUCCUCAUCGCCACACGGCAGGUCAGGCUUAUGAAUGAAAACAAGCUGCGUUUCCUCAGUUGGUUUGACAUCCCCCCAUCAGAGUGUCAAAUAGUCAGCCCUGGGAGUCCCAAUGGCAGGGAUGGGAGCAUCACUGGCAGGGCUGUGAGUCCCACUGGUAGUAUCACUGGCAGGGCUGGGAGCACCACUGGCAGAGCUGGGAGCAUGAACAGGACUGGGAACAACGGCAGGGCUGGGAGCAGCUUCAUUUUUGACUCCAUACAGUGGAGAAGCCAGGGCCGCAGGCACACUCGGGUAACUGUCAUAAAGGAACACAAAGCCAUCAAGACCCUGGGGAUCAUCAUGGGGACCUUUACUCUGUGCUGGUUGCCCUUUUUUGUGUCCAACAUCAUCAAGGUGUUUGACCCAGAUAUCCCCACCAGGGAAGUUUUUAUUCUGCUCAACUGGCUGGGCUACCUGAACUCAGGCCUCAACCCCAUCAUCUACUGCCACAGCCCAGAGUUUCGCUCAGCCUUCCGGAACCUUCUAUGUUGCCUGUGGCUCUCUAAGGUGGGGCUCAACAGAGUCUUCAAGGGGCUGUGGACUAGUGCCAUGUUGGAGGAGAGUAGAGCCAAUGCAGGGACACAUAGCUGCCAGGGCCUGAGACAGGGGCAGAGGCAGGAUCAGGAGCAUGGACUGGGGCAGGAGGGACUGUCUCUGCCGCUAACACCCAUUCAACACAGUCCAGACGGAAAGGAUGUCACUGACACAGCGACAGUCUGAGAGAAAGUCACACCUAUAUGGUAUAUACAGCAUGAAUGCACUAGCUCUAUUUGGUUGAUUGCAUUGUUGGCUUCAUCAAAUUUACAUGAUACACAAGGGUUCAAAAAGGUUUUUUCGGCUGUCCCCAUAGGAUAACUCUUUUUUUGUUCCAGAGAGAACCCCUUUUGGUUCAAUAUAGAACCCUUUUGGGUUGCAUGUAGAACCCUCUGUGGAAAGGGUCCUACAUGGAACCCAAAAGGGUUCUUCAAAGGGUUCUCCUAUGGGGAAGGCAAAAUAAGCCUUUUAGGUUCCAUAUAGGACCUUUUUUUAAGAGUGUACAAUUCACACAUUUAGAGAUGAGGAAUAAGGAACAAAUGCAAAUACCUGUAUAUAUAUACACAGGUAUCUGUUGAUUAUCACUACAGCAACAGCUUCCAGGAACGAAACAAUAUUUACAUCUUACAGUUAUUUGGGAAAUAAGCAAAAGGAAUAAAACAACAAGAUGUACAUAACAACUGCCAAGUGGUACAGUAUAUAUACAUAUACAGUGGGGAGAACAAGUAUUUGAUACACUGCCGAUUUUGCAGGUUUUCCUACUUACAAAGCAUGUAGAGGUCUGUA
Molecule: messenger RNA, 2246 nt
Organism: Oncorhynchus kisutch (coho salmon)
Lineage: Eukaryota; Metazoa; Chordata; Actinopteri; Salmoniformes; Salmonidae
Product: beta-1 adrenergic receptor
Exons: 2
Coding region: 273-1646 (457 amino acids)
Biological process (GO): positive regulation of MAPK cascade; adenylate cyclase-activating adrenergic receptor signaling pathway; norepinephrine-epinephrine-mediated vasodilation involved in regulation of systemic arterial blood pressure
Cellular component (GO): plasma membrane
Molecular function (GO): beta3-adrenergic receptor activity; epinephrine binding
Source: RefSeq, a predicted model, not a curated record